Molecule: messenger RNA, 2137 nt
Organism: Linum trigynum
Lineage: Eukaryota; Viridiplantae; Streptophyta; Magnoliopsida; Malpighiales; Linaceae
Source: the annotation of a GenBank genome assembly
GUCCCUCCAUGCAAAUGAAUACUGAUACUCGAAAGGAGGUUCCAACCAUCAAUUCAAAUAAGCGAAUUUAUAGAAUUCAUUUAUAGAAAGACGUCAAAUAAUUAUUGUGAUUGUACUUGGUAGAGAUGCAAAUACAUAUUUUCCAUUUAUAAAAAAUUAAUUUAUAAAAAUGCGACAAAUAAUUAUUAUACUUUGUUUAUGAACAGGAAAAAAAUUAUAUGAAUAAUUUCAUUUCCCCAACAAAAACCAUAGACGUAAAGCAACCAGAUAAUUGGCGUGCAUCUGAUGAAUCCCCGAGAAUUUGUGCGCGAGCAGGCUUAGGCCUUAGAGAGAAGAAUUUGAACAUGAUUUUGAUGAAAUCCGGAUGGACAGAAUUAAUUAGGUAUCAGUAUGAAAACAACAAGAAAUAGGUGACUCAAAAUGAAAUUGUUCACAAUUUGCUCUGCCAUUUCGGGGGCACUGCGACUCCUUUCCGGGAAACUACAGAUAUAAAAGGCACGCGAAAACUUGCGCUCCCGCCAGCUCGCGUUCAAGAUGUUCCAAGAUGUUCCAAUUCCACUCUCCACUCUCAAGCAACUCCGAUCAACAAUGUCUGCUUCGCCUACAGGAUCCGCCUCUGCGAUGGUUCUCUCCGUCUUGGGAAACUGAAUUGGAGCUCACAUCUACCAUCUAUGAUAUGUCGCAGCAGGUCCAGAACGCGAUGGCGGAUAGGCUUAAGAUGGCAAGUGAAAUGGACCAGAACUCUGCUGGAGUGACGGAGGAGAUUGGGAAAUGGAAAGAAGCGGAUAUGGAGAGGAAGAAAGCUUUGGACGAAGAGAAAGAGAAGUUCCAGAAAGCUGCUUAUUAUGCUCUGGAGAUGCUCAACCGGUGACAUUGAUGACGGUGAGUAAGAUUACAUAUUUUCUGAAGAAACAUUAAUUCUUCAACGAGUGUUCUAGCUUUACUAUACAUUCAAAUGUGCCUGUGGCUAUUGCAUUGUUUAACUCACAUGAGCACAAUCACUGGAAUUGAAGAAACAAGAUGGGAAUUACACACAGAUGCAAUAAUGUGCUCACAAUCCUUUUGUAAGCUUGUGUCUGAGAGUCUAUCUGGAAGAGGCCCACUAGUUGUACUGAAUGACAGUCCAGAAUCUAAAUGAUAAACAAGUGAUCAUUCUCUCUUAGGGCGUCCAGAUCUUCAACCUGUGUGCCAUUCUCCAUGACGAUUUUGUUUCCUCUUUUUCCAAACUUCUUUUCUGCAUGGAAAAAAGUUAAUACAAGGUUAACUUCUCAUCCUAUCGUGUCUACAAUUCCCUGUACUGGUUACGAGAACAUGUUGUAUAACCGUAUGUGGUGUUUCUUAAAGCUGGUAGUCAGUGCCUUUAGUCCUGUCAUUAUAGAUACUUAGAGCAUGACGGAUGGAAAUUUGUUGUGUUUCAUAUUUCAGUGUCUGUGCAAAUGUUUGAUCACUGAUUUCCAUUGUUCGUAAGGAAUAGUACUGCCUCUGGUUAGAAAUUGUUUUUGAAAAAAAUAUGUAUCCAGGCUUGUGUAAGAGAAAUGAUGCCAUAGUUAUUUACAUGUUACUUGUUAUGGAUUUAUAAUAUGGUAUUACCUGCUAAUCCUAGAAGUUCUUCAACUGUAUCUGGUAGAUAGACUAGCUUCCCAAAGGUAUAUUUCUCUGUUGGAAGUUCCUUUGGAUGAUGCCCGUGGAUUAUUACCCGUAUAGACUUGGUCGAUAAUGAAGCAGAACUUUCCUGUGUUCCUGAAAAAUGAAUUGUGAAUAAGAAAAGCUAACAAAUCUCUUUUAACUCAGCUGCUGAAGGCACAGCUGUGAGUCAUCAACCGAGCAAACAUCAUUAUUUUGAUCAUUGAGCAGCAGCUCCUGGCGACCAGUGAGGGAAGACCUUAGUCUCUUCUUAGUUAUGUUUGAACAGUGAAAGCAGCAGCUCCUGGCGACCAGGUUGUUUAGGCAUUAUGUGCAGGGAAGACCUUAGUUUCUCCCGCAUAAAGAGCAGGUUGGAUAAUAAAGUUAAGGAGAUGAUCUAGGCAGUAUACCUAGUUCUUUAAGUCCCAAGGCAAGCCCAACUUUUAUCCAGUACCAAAAUCUUUUACGUCUGAAAAUCUUCCAAAUGCCAGUUUAAUACAGACAUGGAUUAAAG